AUGGAAGAGACAGAUACAAAAUUUAUUCUUUCAAUUGACGGUGGCGGAAUUCGAGGUAUAAUUCCUGCCAAAAUACUCGCAGAAAUUGAAAGAAGAGUAACUGAAGAAAUAAAAAAAGAAAUUCCUAAUGCUGACAUGAGAUGUGCUGAUUUUUUUGAUAUUCUUUCUGGAACUUCAACUGGUUCUAUACUUGUUUUAGCUUUAGCUGUACCUGAAAAUGAUCGUCCGAAGUUUAGUGGUUCAUUUAUGGUGGAUUUUUUUCAAGGACAUGGAAAUGACGUCUUUCCUAAUUAUUCUCCUUUUGGACAUGUUGACAAAUUAUUGAAGAGUUUCACUAAUGUAUUCAAAGGUGUUGAUUUAUCCAACGUCGUUAAUGUUGUUAGAAAAGAAACUCUUAAAAUCGAGACGAAUAUUACAAGUAUAACUGAAUCUGAUAGUAAAAAUAAUAAUGAAUCUGAUGGUAAAGCUGAAAAAAAAGGUUUUGUUGGAAGAUUUGUUGGUUUUCUAAGUCCAAAAAGUCCUGAUAAAGAUAAUAGAGCCAUUGAUGAAAUUAAGAAUAAAGUAGAAGAAAGUGUUUCAACAAGUAAAACUAGUGUAACAAAGAGUAACACCGAAGAUGGAACUAUUAGUAAAACUGAUCAUGUAACCACUGAUGUAACCACCGACGUAACCACCACGAAAAAAGACGAUGAUGACAAAUCUUUUAAGGAACAUUUACAUGAAUUAGAAGUAUUUUUAAAAUCUUAUGAUCCUUUUGGUCCGAAAUAUGAUCCAUCUGGUUUUGAAAAAUUAUUAAAUGAAAACUUUAAAGAACUUAAACUCAAAGAUGCUGUAAACGGUGUGAAAGUAUUUAUUGCUUCUUAUAAUAUUUCCCAUAGUCAACGCGUCUUUUUUACAAAUUUCACCUCUGAACAUGAAGAUGCUUUAAUGAAAGAUGUUAUACGUGCAAGUGCUGCUGCUCCUACUUUUUUCCCUGCCAAAAAUAUAUCUAGUAAAUAUUUUAUAGAUGGUGGCGUUUUUAUGAAUAAUCCAACGGCUAAAACUUAUCUUGAAGCAAAAAAGAGGUAUCCAAAAUCGAAAUUCGUUGUUAUUUCCCUUGGCACUGGAUAUUACCCAAAACCUUUAGAAAAAUAUUAUAAUGCUGGUAUUGUUCAAUGGGUAAGUCCCUUAAUUUCUCUUUUGAUGGACAUGGAACAAGUAAAUCAUCACAACACUAUGAAAAUGCUGGCUGAAUUUGAUGGUGUAACAUAUUAUCGUGUUCAACCUGUAUUGGAAGAAGAAUUGAAUUUAGCUGACGUAUCGGAUGACGAUGUUAAGAAACUUCUUGCAGUAGGCGAUAAAGCUAUAAAAGAUCCUGAUAGUAAGUUGGAUGAAAUAGUUG
Molecule: messenger RNA, 1381 nt
Organism: Dentiscutata heterogama
Lineage: Eukaryota; Fungi; Glomeromycota; Glomeromycetes; Diversisporales; Gigasporaceae
Source: the annotation of a GenBank genome assembly